AUGUCGUUCCAAAAGCCCGAGAAGGAUUUCGGCGAAGGCCCAAAAAUCCACAAGAUCCGCAUCACCCUCACCUCGCGCAAGGUGCAGUCCCUGGAGAAAGUGUGCUCGGAGCUGCUCGACCGCGCCAAGACCAAGAACCUCCGCGUCAAGGGCCCCGUGCGCCUCCCGACCAAGACACUCAAGGUCACCACGCGCAAGACGCCCUGCGGUGAGGGCUCCAAGACCUGGGACAUGUACGAGAUGCGCAUCCACAAGAGGCUGAUUGACCUGAACGCCCCGACCGAGGUCGUCAAGCAAAUCAUCAUCAACAUCGAGGCGGGUGUCGAGGUUGAAGUCACCAUCGCGGCAUAG
This is a messenger RNA of Fonsecaea erecta, 351 nucleotides long. Its product is annotated as 40S ribosomal protein S20. The coding region runs from base 1 to 351 and encodes 116 amino acids. Lineage: Eukaryota; Fungi; Ascomycota; Eurotiomycetes; Chaetothyriales; Herpotrichiellaceae. The transcript has 2 exons. The record is from RefSeq and is a predicted model, not a curated record. Gene Ontology annotation, cellular component: ribosome; cytosolic small ribosomal subunit. Gene Ontology annotation, biological process: translation. Gene Ontology annotation, molecular function: structural constituent of ribosome; RNA binding.